AUGGAUGGCUUUCAUGACUACUACAAGCCUGUAGUGGCUAUGGUUGCAAUGCAGUUCGCUUAUGCAGGGCUUGCCAUCUCCACCAGAGCUGCUCUCCUUCAAGGCAUGAGCCCCAGAGUCUUUGUGUUCUACAGGCAUUGCAUAGCCACCCUGGUUCUAUUUCUUUGUAAUUUUGUGUCAUUUAAGCGUUGUUGCAGGAAAGACAGAUCAUCCUUGGGAUCAAGAAGCUUCUGUCUGAUAUUUUUGGCUUCCCUUGUGGGGGUAACGAUCAACCAGAACAUAUAUUUUGAAGGCAUAUACUUAGCUUCAUCUUCCAUGGCAAGUGCAAUGUCUAAUCUAGUCCCGGCCAUAACAUUUGUCAUUGCAUCCAUUCUUGGAUUGGAAAAAAUAAACUUCAGAAGUUUGAGAAGUGUUGCCAAGAUCGUAGGAACUGUCAUCUGUGUGGUUGGAGCUGUUUCCAUGACACUUCUGAGAGGCCCAAAGCUUCUUAACUCGGAAUUACUACCAAUAAAAUCUCUUCUCAGCUCCGGUAGUGAAAAUUGGCUUCUUGGCUCAUUCCUCCUCUUCGGAAGUUGCUGUUGCUGGUCUUUUUGGAUAAUUUUUCAGGUCCCCGUUUCUGUAAGCCAUCCGGACCACCUAUCCCUAUCGGCUUGGACGUGUUUCAUGGCGACGUUACAAUCAGGAAUCGUUGCCCUCUUCUUGGAGCCAGACCAAGCAGCUUGGAAGUUGCAUUCGUACCUUGAACUUGCUUGUUGUUUCUAUGCAGGACUUGUAGGAUCAGCUGCUGCAUUUUUCGUUCAAGCAUGGUGUAUUUCGCAAAGAGGACCUCUCUUCUGUGCCAUGUUCAGCCCUCUAUCCACGGUCACGGUGACCAUCUUUGCUGCAAUAUUUCUACACGAAGAGGUCUAUAUAGGAAGCCUGAUAAGUGCAGUUGGGGUGAUUGCUGGACUUUAUGUGGUGCUGUGGGGAAAAGCCGAGGACCUUCAAGGACUCAAAUUGGAGACCAAUCUGAAACGACAAGUUGAAGAAGCACAAGCUGUAAAAGUCAUCGUAGAUGAAUCUCUCAAGAGGACUUGCAAUGUUGAUUUGGAGGAGCCCCUUUUGUCUGAUAAAUCAAAAAAUGCCCAAGAGAAUCUGAAGCACUAA
Thlaspi arvense is the source of this 1146-nucleotide messenger RNA. The record is from the annotation of a GenBank genome assembly. NCBI's taxonomy places the organism in Eukaryota, Viridiplantae, Streptophyta, Magnoliopsida, Brassicales, Brassicaceae.